UGCAAACGAGUGGGGAAGUAGAGAAAAAAAGGAAGAAGCAAAAGUGUUUUAAGGAAGGAGUGUGAAAACAUGAUGGAGAUCGAGGAAGUAAACAACUACGAGGCACUGCCACUUCUCUCAUUGAAUCAUGUCUCGUUGUUGUGUAGAUCAGUUUGGGAUUCCGUGCGGUUCUAUGAAGAAGUCUUGGGCUUUGUUCUCAUCAAACGCCCCUCUUCUUUCAAGUUUAAUGGAGCUUGGUUGUAUAACUAUGGCAUUGGGAUACACUUAAUCGAGAAUCCAGCAAUUGAUGAUUUUGACACCAUUGUUGAACCACGGCCAAUUAAUCCCAAGGACAAUCACAUAUCCUUCCAGUGCACAGAUGUUGGCCUUGUCAAAAGGAGGCUGCAAGACAUGGGAAUGAAGUAUGUCACAGCUGUGGUUGAAGAUGAUGGGAAUAGGGUUGAUCAGGUGUUCUUCCAUGACCCAGAUGGGUACAUGAUUGAGCUCUGCAACUGUGAGAACAUCCCCAUCCUCCCUCUCUCCUCCUGCUCAUUCAAGCCAAGGCUAAGCAGUUUCAAGAAGGCUGCACCAGCUAACUGUGGAUUCAUGGAAAAUGUGAUGAUGGAGAGCUUGAGCAUGGACAUGUUGAACAUCUCAUUUUGAAUUGCACAAAAAGAAAACAUUGUGAACAACUUCACUUUUCUUUUCUGCUAUUCUAUGCUUGCAAUUGUUUUACAGGUCUUAUAUGGUCUGGUGUCUUGGUUCUUCUGAAGAAAUUGUAUUGGUUUUAGCAUUUAAUAAGUUUGUUGGGAAUUGAGUUGUAAUCCCUAUGUAAUAUAUACACCCUUUAAGCCUAGAUGAGGCCUCUGAUUGUAUCAACAUUGGAAAUAUGGCCUCUGAUAGAUCAAAAGGAUGAAAGAAAUGAUUCUGCAAAAAACAAAGGCAAGAGUUUGCCGUGUUCUGCCUUGGCCUGGCAGGGCCAGCUGCCACUGUUCAUCUGUGAAAUGUCAAUUUUGCAGCAGCUGCUGCGUUUUUGUUAUAAAA
This is a messenger RNA of Theobroma umbraticum, 1023 nucleotides long. RefSeq names its product glyoxylase I 4-like. The record is from RefSeq and is a predicted model, not a curated record. Lineage: Eukaryota; Viridiplantae; Streptophyta; Magnoliopsida; Malvales; Malvaceae.